Molecule: messenger RNA, 4739 nt
Organism: Thalassophryne amazonica
Lineage: Eukaryota; Metazoa; Chordata; Actinopteri; Batrachoidiformes; Batrachoididae
Product: metabotropic glutamate receptor 4-like
Exons: 11
Coding region: 846-3605 (919 amino acids)
Biological process (GO): regulation of synaptic transmission, glutamatergic; G protein-coupled glutamate receptor signaling pathway
Cellular component (GO): membrane
Molecular function (GO): adenylate cyclase inhibiting G protein-coupled glutamate receptor activity
Source: RefSeq, a predicted model, not a curated record
CACUCGCCAGCGCCUCGGCUGGAAAGCGCACUCGCCUCAGGCGUGGAGGACACGCGCUUUUCCCGUGAUCCUCUCUCUCCCACGGCAGCUGUAUUAAGCGGAGUGUGGUCGUUCGGUUUGCUGCCCGCGCACCAGCCAAAGUUGGGACUCGACACUUUCAGCACCUCUUUUCGGCGGACAGCGCUCUCCGGAUCGACGCAGCAUCCAGACGCACGAUGUGGAUUCCUUUCGGAUUUUUAAGAAACAAUAUUUAGAUUGUCGUAGACAGAAGGAAACAGCGUUUUGUCUUGUCUUUUUUUUUUCUGGUGGUGAUGUGGGUCACUUCUUCGAAAAUGAUUCUUCGUAGGCAGGAAAAAGCGGAAUUCACUCUGAAGCUUGUGGACCUAGGCAGGCCUGAGGGCUCUGACAUAUACAAAAUCCUUGCCCAGGGGAACCAGGGAGAUUAAAAACUUCUGAUUGAGGUGGAGAGGAAAGAAACACAGAUAGGGAAGGAGAGAGGUAGAGGAGGAGAAAAAGCUUAUCCUUCACCUUUGUUCUUCCUAAUGCCCCAAGUGAAGGAUCUCCAUAGGGGAGUCAGCGUACGCUCAAGCAGCCGUCCACCGCUGUGGUCAGACGAUGGAGUGAGAGAGUGAAAGACGAGAGGAGGAUUACACUCUGCAAAACAGCCCAGCUCAUAUUCUAUAUUAAUUGAAUGCCUCGGAGAGAGGAGAGUCAUGAGAGGAAGCAUUUUCUGUGCUAGUCGCUUCAGACGGUAUUGCAAUUAACCCUUCGGCCGUCAUAAAAUAAUACCUGGAUUCUGCUGUUUUUUGAUUGCCUGGCUGCGGACGAGCUCACGAGCGGUGGUCAUGUUUCAACCCUCGACAUGUAGAUGGCAUCGGAGUGGCUGUCAGACAAUCAGCCUGAUUGUGCUGGUGGCGCUGCUUUGCUGCACCUCCUUCAGGGCCUCUGAAGCUGCCAAAGCCAAAGUUCCGGGGCACACACAUUUGAACUCCAUUCGCAUCGAUGGAGAUAUCUCCCUCGGUGGGCUGUUUCCGGUUCAUGCCAGGGGUCACGAUGGGAAGCCAUGUGGGGAGCUGAAGAAAGAGAAGGGUAUACACAGGCUGGAAGCCAUGCUGUUCGCCCUUGACCGCAUCAAUAAUGACAAUAAUCUGCUGCCCAACAUCACACUGGGGGCGCGUAUCUUGGACACCUGUUCCAGGGACACUCACGCCUUGGAGCAGUCGCUUACCUUUGUGCAGGCUCUGAUUGAGAAGGACGGCACAGACGUGAAAUGUGUCGGCGGAGGAUCGCCCAUCAUCACCAAACCAGAGAGGGUGGUGGGCGUCAUCGGCGCCUCUUCCAGCUCAGUGUCCAUCAUGGUGGCCAACAUUCUACGCCUGUUCAAGAUACCCCAAGUGAGCUAUGCCUCUACGGCUCCGGAGCUCAGCGACAAUACUCGCUACGACUUCUUUUCCCGCGUAGUGCCUCCAGACACCUACCAGGCCCAGGCUAUGGUGGACAUUGUCAAGGCCAUGCGAUGGAACUACGUGUCUACAGUGGCAUCAGAGGGGAACUACGGAGAGAGCGGUGUCGAUGCUUUCAUUCAGAAGUCUCGGGAGGACGGGUUUGUAUGCAUCUCUCAGUCUGUCAAGAUUCCCCGGGAGCCCAAACAAGGAGAGUUUGACAAGGUCAUCCGUCGACUCAGAGAAAACCCAAACGCAAGAGUUGUCAUUAUUUUUGCCAGUGAAGACGAUAUCAGGCGGCUGCUCCAUGCAGCAAAAAAGGCCAACCAGACAGGUCACUUCAUCUGGGUGGGUUCAGACAGCUGGGGCUCAAAGAUCUCUCCGGUUUUGCACCAGGAAGAGAUGGCAGAGGGUGCAGUCACCAUUCUCCCAAAGCGUCAGUCAAUCAAAGGGUUUGAUCGUUACUUCAUCAGCCGAACGCUGGAGAACAACAGGAGGAAUAUCUGGUUCGCUGAGUUCUGGGAAAACAACUUCAACUGCAAACUCAGCCGUCAUGCUUUCAAGAAAGGGUCGGGGCUCAAAAAGUGCACAAAUCAGGAGCGGAUAGGAAAGGACUCACAUUAUGAGCAGGAAGGAAAGGUGCAGUUCGUUAUUGAUGCCGUGUAUGCCAUGGCACACGCACUGCACAAUAUGCACCAGGAACUCUGCCCUGGGAAGGUGGGUCUCUGCGCCAAAAUGGAUCCCAUCAAUGGUACUCAUCUGCUCAAGCACAUCCGCCGUCUUAACUUUGCAGGCAUAGCCGGAAACCCAGUGCUCUUCAAUGAGAAUGGAGACGCCCCAGGACGCUACGAGAUCUACCAGUACCAGAUCCGAAAUCGAACAACUGAAUACAAAAUCAUCGGUCAUUGGACAGACCAGCUCCAUCUCAAUGUGCAUUCAAUGCAGUGGCCAGGCGGUGUCCGUCAGAUCCCUUCCUCAAUCUGCAGCCACCCCUGUCAGCCUGGAGAACGUAAGAAGAUUGUGAAGGGAAUCCCCUGCUGUUGGCAUUGUGAGCGUUGCGAUGGCUAUCAGUACCAGGCAGACACCUUCACAUGUAAGAUGUGUCGCUUUGAUUUACGGCCCAACGAGAACCACACGGGCUGCGUACCAAUCCCCAUUGUUAAACUGGAGUGGAGCUCACCAUGGGCAGUCAUCCCUGUCCUGAUCGCAGUUGCUGGCAUCAUGGCCACAUUGUUUGUGGUAGCCACGUUCAUCCGCUACAAUGACACUCCAAUUGUCAAAGCAUCAGGCCGAGAGCUGAGUUACGUUUUGCUGACAGGCAUCUUCCUCUGUUACGCAAUAACGUUCCUCAUGAUUUCCACCCCUGAUGUCGGCAUAUGCUCCCUCCGCAGGAUCUUCUUGGGUUUGGGUAUGAGCAUCAGUUAUGCCGCAUUGCUCACUAAAACCAAUCGUAUUUACCGCAUCUUCGAGCAAGGCACCAUGUCAGUGAGUGCACCCAAGUUCAUUUCUCCAGCUUCCCAGCUUGUCAUCACCUUCACCCUGGCUUCAGUGCAGCUGCUUGGUGUGUGCAUCUGGUUUGGUGUGGAUCCCUCCAAGGCCAUCAUUGACUAUGAGGAUCAGAGAACAUCAAACCCUGUGCUGUCUCGGGGUGUGCUGAAGUGUGACAUUUCUGACCUGUCUCUGAUCUGCCUGCUGGGCUACAGCAUGCUGCUCAUGGUCACCUGUACAGUCUAUGCCAUUAAAACAAGAGGGGUGCCGGAGACCUUCAAUGAAGCCAAACCCAUUGGCUUCACCAUGUACACCACCUGCAUCAUCUGGUUAGCAUUCAUUCCAAUCUUUUUUGGGACUUCGCAGUCAACAGAAAAGAUGUACAUCCAAACCUCAACUCUGACCAUCUCCGUCAGCUUGAGCGCUUCAGUGUCCCUGGGUUUACUCUACAUGCCCAAGGUCUACGUGGUUCUGUUCCACCCCGAGCAGAACGUGCCCAAGCGCACACGCAGCCUCAAGGCCGUGGUUACCGCCGCUACCAUGUCGAACAAGUUCAACCCCAAGGCUGGACUGAGACCCAACGGAGAAGCCAAGACGGAGCUGUGCGAAAGUUUUGAAACACAAACUUUUCCAACAAAGCAGACAUAUAUUAGCUACAGCAAUCAUGCCAUCUAAGGAGCAAGGGUUGUUUUCAUAAUUCAAGAUUUCCACUCGACGGAGAAAACAUGCAGUGGAAUUCACGGCUGGAAUAAUGGAUGUGUGGUUGUAUGGGUGGAGAUCGCAGAAGCAUUGCCCAAAGAAAUGACAAAACCUGGUCAAAAAGAGUUGCAGUAAUGGACAAACAGGGCACCAGAACACACAUCACUACACUAAGGUUCCAUUUUUCUGCCUCACAUGAAUUUAUAAAAAGAAAGAAAAAAAGAAAAAAAAAUCAUAUUUGCAUGUGAGAGGUUUGGGAACUAAUGGAUGGAGCUUUUCAUUUGAGUUUUUACAUUCCAGCUUUGUUCUCGUUCAAAGACUGUGUUUUCGAGCAGCACUGACUGAAACGACUAAACUAACAUCAACAAAUCAUGAAUAUGUUCAGGUGUUCUUAAUGUUGUCUGCCAGUAUUGUUUUUUUUUUUGUUUGUUUUUUUCAUUUUAAAACUGAAAAUACAUCUAAUCUUAAAACCCUCAUGGUAUCACACGGGAUGAACCAACACCAAAAAGGCAUCCCCUGGCUUAUUUUAUGUUUUAUUUCAAAAUAUGUUCCAGUUCAAUGAAUCAAAUGACUGAAAAUCAUUUCAGCUGCACCUGACAGUUUUAUUUUCCACUGAGUUAAUAAGAGUAAUGAUUACAUGUAUAAGAUGGUAUCUGCUGACUUUGAGCAUGCCUGUUUCAACAUCCUGUGUUGUGUUGUUUAAACCAAAAAAGAAAAAAAAAUAUCUGGAAUGCGUUUAAACUCUGUUGCAGCGUUGUUUCAAUUGUUUGGGCCCUAUUGUAUGUUUCAAAACUGUUCUCAAAUGGUGAAGGUCCAGUGAGUGAUUGUUUCUGUGCUUAAGUGAGGCAAUGAUUUGUAUUACCAGCUAGCCCAAGGCUGUCACUGCCCUCUGCAUUCCUCUUUGUGCUUUCAAAUGGCGGCUCGUGGUUAAAAUAAAGCUGGUUUUAGCCAAAGACUCCUUACCGUAAGCCAUCGUCCAGGAUGACCCUCCCAUCACUGCCACCAGCUCUUCUCUUGGUCACGCAUAUCGUAAGGGUAAAGCUCAGCUGUACAGAUCCGUUAGGCUGGGGAUUAGGAUGAAUUAUGUCCUUGAGGGGAUUGUGCAAAAUG